Molecule: messenger RNA, 2326 nt
Organism: Tachyglossus aculeatus (Australian echidna)
Lineage: Eukaryota; Metazoa; Chordata; Mammalia; Monotremata; Tachyglossidae
Gene: PTBP1
Product: polypyrimidine tract binding protein 1
Exons: 15
Coding region: 65-1738 (557 amino acids)
Biological process (GO): regulation of RNA splicing; mRNA processing; regulation of cell differentiation
Cellular component (GO): nucleus
Molecular function (GO): mRNA binding
Source: RefSeq, a predicted model, not a curated record
GUCGAGUCGGUUCCUGCUAUUCUGGUGCCUCCACUCCGUUCCCUGCGGGUCUCUUCUGUGUGCAAUGGACGGCAUUGUCCCAGAUAUAACAGUUGGUACAAAGCGGGGAUCUGACGAGCUUUUCUCUACUUGUGUUACUAACGGACCCUUUAUCAUGAGCAGCAACUCUACUUCUGCAGCAAAUGGAAAUGACAGCAAGAAAUUCAAAGGUGACAACAGAAGCCCGGGGGUUCCUUCAAGAGUAAUCCAUGUACGAAAACUGCCCAGUGACGUAACAGAGGCUGAGGUUAUUUCCCUGGGAUUGCCUUUUGGCAAAGUCACCAACCUUCUGAUGCUGAAAGGCAAAAAUCAGGCCUUCAUUGAAAUGAAUACGGAGGAAGCAGCAAACACUAUGGUAAGCUACUAUACCACGGUGGCUCCGGUUCUCCGAAGUCAGCCCAUCUUCAUUCAGUUCUCCAAUCAUAAGGAGCUCAAGACUGAUAACUCUCCGAACCAAGCACGGGCCCAGGCAGCUCUGCAAGCGGUCAAUUCUGUUCAGUCUGGAAACUUGGCACUUUCUGCCUCUGCUGCUGCAGUGGAUGCAGGAAUGGCUAUGGCUGGACAGAGUCCUGUUUUGAGAAUCAUUGUGGAAAACCUCUUCUACCCGGUCACUCUAGAUGUGCUGCAUCAGAUUUUUUCCAAGUUUGGCACAGUGCUGAAAAUCAUUACUUUUACGAAGAACAACCAGUUCCAGGCUCUGUUACAGUAUGCUGAACCCAUGAGUGCCCAGCACGCCAAACUGUCUUUAGAUGGACAGAAUAUCUACAAUGCCUGCUGUACCCUGCGUAUUGAUUUCUCCAAACUCACAAGCCUCAAUGUGAAAUACAACAAUGAUAAGAGCCGAGACUACACCCGACCGGAUCUGCCCUCUGGAGAUAGCCAACCAUCCCUUGACCAGACCAUGGCAGCAGCCUUUGGUGCUCCAGGUAUAAUCUCCGCCUCUCCAUAUGCCGGAGCUGGUUUCCCUCCCACCUUUGCAAUUCCUCAAGCUGCAGGCCUGUCAGUUCCAAAUGUUCACGGAGCCCUUGCUCCUCUGGCUAUCCCAUCAGCAGCAGCUGCAGCGGCUGCAGCAGGGCGGAUUGCCAUUCCCGGCCUCACUGGGGCAGGGAAUUCUGUCCUGCUGGUUAGCAAUUUGAACCCUGAGAGAGUUACACCCCAAUGCCUCUUUAUUCUUUUCGGAGUCUAUGGUGAUGUGCAAAGGGUGAAGAUUUUAUUCAACAAGAAGGAGAAUGCUCUAGUUCAAAUGGCAGAUGGAAACCAGGCCCAGCUUGCGAUGAGCCACCUGAAUGGGCAGAAGCUUCAUGGGAAGCCAAUUCGCAUUACUCUGUCCAAGCACCAGACGGUGCAGCUUCCCCGGGAGGGCCAGGAAGACCAAGGUUUAACUAAAGAUUAUGGAAAUUCACCUCUCCAUCGCUUCAAGAAGCCAGGCUCCAAGAACUUUCAGAACAUCUUCCCUCCUUCUGCUACCCUGCACCUUUCCAACAUUCCGCCUUCAAUAACCGAAGAGGACCUUAAGAUGCUGUUCUCCAGUAACAGUGGAAUGGUCAAAGGAUUCAAAUUCUUCCAGAAGGACCGUAAGAUGGCUCUGAUCCAGAUGGGCUCAGUGGAAGAAGCCAUUCAGUCCCUUAUUGACCUCCACAAUCAUGACCUGGGUGAGAACCAUCACUUGCGUGUGUCCUUCUCCAAGUCCACCAUUUAAAACUCUGACAGACGGGAGGCAGAGAGAAUGGACUGACGAAACCUCAUGGUUUCAGCCUUGUCCAGAAAGGGCUGAUUACCUGGAGACAACUUCCAUCAUUCCAAACAAACAACAAAAAAAAGCCACUUUAAAAGCAGCUGAAGUGACCUUAAAGACCAGAGAUUUUAUUUUUUUAAAGAGCUAUCAGUUUACCUGUUUUUAAAAAAAUCAAAUCUAAUUCACAUUGAUAACCUUGCGGUGAUGGGAUAAAAGUUUUUGGUGCGAAGUUCACACUUUUUUGGAAACUUCUCUGGGAAUUUCUCUCUUCCUUUCCUCUCUCUUCUCUUUCCACCCCCAGAAAAAAAAAAAAAAAGCCCAACUGAUCUAGUUUCAGGUCUGUUCUAUCAGACUUCACGGUAAUGCCUUCUAGUUUUCUUUACUCAUUCAAGCCUUGGAAGACCUAAAACCACUGUGCUUUAAAAACUUACUUGAGUACCUUUUUUGAAUCAAGGUGUGUGAUCUCUCAUCCAGCACAAGGAAUUUUAGGAUUCAUCUUUGAUAUACCAUGAAUCUGUUGUCUGUCUGUGCCUUAAGGUUUCUGUUCUUUUU